Triticum turgidum subsp. durum (durum wheat) is the source of this 660-nucleotide messenger RNA. The record is from the annotation of a GenBank genome assembly. Lineage: Eukaryota; Viridiplantae; Streptophyta; Magnoliopsida; Poales; Poaceae.
AUGUCGGCGGACGAGUUGCGGCUGGACCUGGAGGAGCUGCUGCGGCUGGAGGGCCUCGCCAAGCGCCCCCGCGUCGUCUCCCUCCUCUCCAACGAGAUCCGCAGCGUCGACGCCAAGCUGGCCUCGCGGGCUGCGCCUGUGCCUGUGCCGACGCCCGCGCCGCAGGCGGUCGCGGUCGCGGCGGCGGCCCCUGCUGGUCUGAGCUAUGUCACGCUGGGGUCAUUCAGCUGGGACCAGGACAAUGAGAAGAUCAGGGUCUACGUAUUCCUUGAGAAUGUCGACCAAGAGAAGGUGGAGACUACUUUCAAGCCAAUGUCAGCGGACAUCAAGUUUCAUGAUGUUAAAGGCAAGAACUAUAGGUGUGCCAUCCCAAAACUGAACAAAGAAAUAGUUCCUGAGAAAUGCAAGGUUGUGGUCAAGCCUACGAAGAUUGUCAUCACCCUGUGGAAAGCUUCUUCCGGCAAUUGGUUGGAUCUACACUACAAGGAAGACAAGUUUAAGCCAAGCAUGGACAAAGAGAAGGAUCCCAUGUCAGGAAUUAUGGAUUUAAUGAAGGGCAUGUAUGAGGAAGGUGAUGAAGAUAUGAAGCGCACAAUAGCCAAAGCGUGGUCUGACGCCAGGUCUGGGAAGACGGCUGAUCCAAUGAAGGGAUUGCCUUGA